This is a messenger RNA of Thamnophis sirtalis, 7240 nucleotides long. RefSeq names its product pleckstrin homology and RhoGEF domain containing G1 (gene PLEKHG1). Lineage: Eukaryota; Metazoa; Chordata; Lepidosauria; Squamata; Natricidae. Gene Ontology annotation, molecular function: small GTPase binding; guanyl-nucleotide exchange factor activity. The record is from RefSeq and is a predicted model, not a curated record.
CGGGGUGGCCGCUCUGCGCUCUCGACACCGCUCAGCUCUUCUCAAUGAAUGAAGGCGCGGGACCCUUUGGGUACACUUGGGAUCCCUCGCGAAAACAGCUCAGCUCGGGGCCGUCUGCAGCCGUCCGCCUGCCCUGCCGCAUGGCUACAGUCUUAAUGGGUUGCCUCCAGUAAUGGUAGGCGCAGCUCCCAAGAAGACAGGAAACAACCUACAUAGAGAAGACCGACACUUCCUGUACUGUGGAAUCAAAGCGAUGGAAUUGUCAGACAGUGACCGACCGGUUAGCUUCAGCUCAACAUCUUCCUCAGCAUCCUCCAGAGAUAGUCACUGUUCCUGUGGCAGCAGAACAACCUUGGUUUCCAACAGUCAUCUGGGUUUGUUCAAUCAGGACAAGGAAGUGGGGGCCAUAAAGUUGGAGCUGCACCCAACCCAACAGUUUCCCAGCAAAGAGCUAAGAAAAAAUAACCCUAUCAAGGAACAGCUCUCUGAUGGAAAUAUUGGAAGAAAGCCAAAUAUGCCACGAAAACCUGAAACAAAGGAAAAUAACAAAAAUUGUGUCAUGUCACUGAUUGUUGAGUCUACAAGUCCAAAACUCCUGUAUGUUGACAGAGUGGUCCAAGAAAUUCUAGAGACUGAAAGAACAUAUGUGCAGGAUUUAAGAAGUAUUGUGAAGGAUUACCUUGAUUGUAUCACUGACCAAUCCAAGCUGUCUUUGGGUACAGAGGAGCGAUCGGCUUUGUUUGGAAACAUAAAAGAUAUUUAUCAUUUCAAUAGUGAACUUCUGCAAGAUUUGGAAAACUGUGAAAAUGAUCCUGUAGCUAUAGCAGAAUGCUUUGUUUCUAAGAGUGAAGAUUUCCACAUAUAUACACAGUAUUGUACCAAUUAUCCAAGGUCAGUGGCUGUACUCACCGAAUGCAUGAGAAACAAGUCCCUAGCCAAGUUUUUCAGAGAAAGACAAGAAGCUUUACAACAUUCUCUUCCUUUGGGAUCCUAUCUUUUAAAGCCUGUUCAAAGAAUACUGAAAUAUCAUUUACUUUUGCAUGAGAUAGAAAACCAUCUCGACAAGGACACUGAAGGUUAUGAUGUUGUGUUAGAUGCCAUUGAUACAAUGCAGAGGGUGGCAUGGCAUAUCAAUGAUAUGAAGAGGAAGCAUGAACAUGCCAUUAGAUUACAGGAAAUACAAAGCUUACUUACGAACUGGAAAGGCCCAGACCUUGCGAGUUACGGAGAGCUGGUGCUAGAAGGAACUUUCCGCAUCCAGAGGGCCAAAAAUGAACGCACGUUGUUUCUCUUUGAUAAACUGCUGCUUAUUACAAAGAAGAGAGAUGAGACAUUUACUUAUAAAGCUCAUAUCUUGUGCGGCAAUCUUAUGCUGGUAGAAGUCAUACCGAAAGAACCUCUUAGCUUCAGCGUCUUCCAUUAUAAAAAUCCCAAGAUGCAGCAUACCGUUCAGGCAAAAUCACAACAAGAUAAGCGCCUUUGGAUUCUUCAUUUGAAAAGAUUAAUUCUAGAAAACCAUCCUGCUAAAAUUCCAGCUAAGGCCAAGCAAGCAAUUCUUGAAAUGGAUGCAAUUUAUCACCCAGGGUUCCAUUACAGCCCAGAAGAAAUGAAAGCUUCAAGUAACUCUAAAGAGGGCAUCACUCCACAAAGGAUGAGAAGGAAAUCAGAACCUUCUUCCAGAGUUCAUAAAAUCACAAAAUCAAGUGAAAUGGACCCAAAUUUGCAAAAGCGGAUGAGUACUGAAGGAACCCUGCUAUCUCAGACUGAGUUAUUCUUCAGUCCCAGGAAGAAUCAUUCACUGAAUUGCCAACGACUAGAUUCAAAUGAAGCAGCCUAUAGCAGUGGUCAGGAGGAUAAUAUUCUCACAUAUGUUACAGAGCAGACUGAUGCUGAUGAUGAAGAAGAGACCGAACAAAGCACUCAGCAUUUUCAGCAAAAACCAAAGGGAGGCCGCAAAAGAUUGAAUAGUCAAGUUACUGAAAAUUUUGAGAAACGAAGGACUUUUAAUCUCAACAUAUGUGAAAUUCAGAACUCCAAAAAACGUACAGAUGAAGCUCCUUCCCAGAUGAACACAAAGCUUUCAUUUUCCUGCAAUGAGGAUAGUCAGUUAUCUGAACAAUUUACUCCCCAAAACAACUCAUUUGUGGCAAAUAUUUUGGGGAGAACAGCUGCAGUGAGAAAUAUCUGGACAGACCAUCAGAUUCGACAAGCAUUGUUCCCAAGUAGACAACCUCUACAAGACAAUAUAGAUGAUGAUGAUGAUGAUUACCAAAUGUUCAUGCCAUCAGACUCCACAUCCAAUUUAACUUCCAUUGCAUGUGAAGAAAGGACCCCAUCAAACCGUCCUUGCAGUUGGCAUUUAGGACUAGUCCAUAAAAAUGAUAUUUCCAACCUGAACUCCCAUAGAAUUAUGAGGCGGGCCAGCAGCGCUGGUGAAAGUAAAACUGGAGCAAGAUAUAGAAAGAAUUACCAUGAUCAAAGUGCCUCUUGGAAUGAAAUUAAAAACUCCAGAAGUGACAUGGACAAUCUUCAAGAAUGUCAGGAAUCUUCAGAAGAAUUGACUAUAGAUGACAUAGAUCAUGUCUAUGACAACAUAAGUUUUGAAGAUUUGAAGUUAAUGGGGCUGGCUCAGAGGGAAGAGUCCAACCGUACCCCACAAGGGUCAGCUAAAGAUUCACUCUAUGAGACAUAUGACGAAGACUAUUCUUUCAAAAAAACUCAAGCAUCUCAAAACAGGACUUGUAUUCCUAGCAGAAAUGAAGCCAUUCCCAGGAGACAGCCUUCACCUGUAAGGUCUUAUGAGUUAAGGAUUAGUGAGGAAAAUAUCUAUGAUACCAUACGCCUUCCAGAAGAGUCAGUGUCAAAUUUCAAAAGUGAUCCCCUUAAAUGUUCCAAAAAGAGAAGUUUUCUGGGUAUGGAAACAGAUUUUACAUGCUGUAACCAGUUCCGACAAUUUGUUUCUGAAGAAAGCCUCCAAUUCAGUGAAGAUGAAAAUCCCUAUCAUUACGUUCCAUUAGAUCGUGGCUGCUUAAAUUUGGCAGAGAGUUCCUCAAAUUCUGAUUCACACUCUCACAAGUCUGUUGCAGAUAAAUUAUCAGAGGAAGUAGAUGAAAUCUGGAAUGACCUGGAGAAUUAUAUCAAGAAAAAUGAAGAAAAGUCACGGGAUCACGUCCUUGCGGCUUUUCCUGUCUGCAAAGAUGAGGUUGAUAAUCAAGCAUCUAGCAGAACUACUGGUGGACCAAAUAAAGAUGUAAAAUAUUCAUUGACUAUGUUCCCACUACCGGAAAAAGGUGUUUUGUCAAAAACUUUGCCAAACAAGGUAGCCAGGUUAAGUGAAGCCAACAUUAAGUUUGAAGAGGCAACAUCAUAUAAAGCAAAUUCACUAAUAGAUCUCAACAGAUCUUCUCUCUCAAAUGACAGAUGUUUUGCUGAUAGCCUUUACAAAUCUCCCAAUAAUAUAUUCUGCACAGUAAAUACAAUAAAUACUAAUGGUGAACUGGAUUCUGUGGAUAAAACAAAGAACCGUGUUUUUAUGAUGGCAAGACAGUACAGUCAAAAAAUCAAGAAAGCAAAUCAGUUUUUGAAAGUAAAAAGUGCAGAGCAAGAACAAUUUCUGAAUCGGCAACAGAAAUCAAAGCACAAGGACUUAGCAGCCAUUUUAGAAGAGAAGAAACAAGGUGGACCUGCCAUUGGUGCAAGAAUUGCUGAAUAUUCUCAACUAUAUGAUCAAAUUGUAUUCCGGGAAACCUCACCCAAAACACAGAAGAUUACUUCUCAAGAAACAAACAUAAGAUAUUCUUCACCUGUUUCCACGUCUCACUUAGCUGCAGAAUGCUUAAAAGCUGAAAAUUGGCUUUUGCAUUCGACAUAUAGUAAUGGAGAACUUUCUGAUUUUUCUCCUUGGCCAGAAACUCCUCACCUGAAGACAAAAAGCUCCCUUAUAGAAAUGGGGGGGACGCCAAAUGUGAGACCUGUAACCGGCUCAGUGCCUUCCUUUCAGACUCCCCUUCGUCCACACAUUCCUGCACAAAGGUGGAGUACUAUUAUAAAUCAACCCAAUAAAGAGAACUUGUAUCACAGCCACCUUUAUAAUUCUUUAGGCAGGACAGAGAGCAGUACAAGGCUACCACCAUCUAGCAGAUCACAGUCCUCUUGCUCGAUUGUGCUCAACAAGUCUGAAGAAUCAAUAAAUUAUCCACCUGAAAUGAAGAAAAAGCAUUUGCAUUCCAACAAAAAAUGUCUGACUGACCACUGUCAAGAAUCAGUGUCUGUUGCCAUCCCUGGCCAUUCAACGUGCGAUGAGACAAAGCAGGCCUCAGAAAAUGUCUCAGAUGUUAUUCUACAAGAUUCUCAGAAAAUUCUGAGAGUGAAAAGGAACUUGCCUUCAAAUGCACAAAUAGCAACCCACAAUUAUUUUAGUAAUUUCAAAGAUACUGACAAUGGAGAAGGAGAUGAUGAUGACUAUGUUGAAAUUAAAUCCGAAGAUGAGGGAUCUGACUUAGAGACUUUCUGUAACCAAACAAAGGACUUGGAUCCCAAAGUAAAUCCACACCCUACUCAUUUAGAAACUCCCAGUGGCAAAUUGUUGGAUCCUUCUAAACUAUCAGAUCCUUUCUUGACAGCAUGCAAUGAUUCGGACAAAUUGAAUGAUUACUUAUGGAGUGUGCCAUCUAGUAAUCAACCGAAUAUUGUCCAGUCCCUAAGGGAAAAAUUUCAGUGUCUCAGUUCAAGUAGUUUUGCUUAAUGUUGCCUUUUCCCCAAUUCCAUUGUUCAGCCUUAAUGUGUUAUAGUAUGACCACCAGUUCUUGUCUUAUUGUGUGUGUAUGUAUGUAUGUAUGUAUGUAUGUAUGUAUGUAUGUAUGUACACAUACACACAUACAUACACCCACAAACAAUUAUAGGAACAAUACCUUGCAUUUGUGUCAUUCUGUUCUAGCAACUUUAGUGUAUAUUAGAACUGGCCACAUACACAAGAAUUUCAUAGAGAAACAACGGUGGAACAUCUUCAGUGAUUAAACUUUAUGCAUUCAUAAUUUAUUUGCUUUAACACAGAAGAAUGAACUGCUUUGACUCAACUGAAAUGUACUAAUGUGUUAUAUGUAUGUACUAGUUACGUUGCCACACAGUUCUAAUUAAGUAAAACUGCAAAUGGUACAAACUAAAUGGAUCUUUGGGAUCAAGCAACAACAUUUUUCAGGAAUUCUAAUUUAGGAAAUCCCUUUCCCCCCAAUGCACUAAAUAAUUUAUUUCUACCCCACUUCCAAGCAAUCAUGUUUCCAACUCACAAAUUUGAUACCCACAAAUCAACAGCAGCCUAGGACCCACCUGCAGAGUCUUCUUAUUGGCUUUGGCAUCAAUUUGAAGGCAUCUGGGCAUAAGUUGCAAUCUCUGGCAACAAGUCAGAGGGCAUGUAUGCAUGCCCUUAUCAGUCUUAACAUCAAUCAUGCAAGUGGGUCUAGAGAAAACUUUAAAAUUAGGCCGACCAACUAAAUAGCUUCUUCAGGUUGGCAUAGGGUUCUCCCCCUUGCUUAUGUUGCUGUACAUACCCUUUUUGUAAGACAGCUUCAGUUUGAAACACUUGAAAAAAAUACGUGAAUACAUCUAUACAAUCAAAUUUCAUAUGAAGGAGAGUAAUGAUCUAAGUACCAACUGAAGUACCUUUUACUGAGCAGGAUUUGCUUUCUUACAUCAUCCCACCAAAAGGGAUAACAGCAGUCAGAAUUUUUAUGACAUGAGUGGUGACUUGGUGAUUUGGCAAAGCCAUCAAAUUAGCAAGUACACAGUCCCUUUUACUAAAAUAAGUACUGAAAGAGAUAUGCUCCUUGAAUUACUUUGAAAUUCAUCAUUCUGAUGUUUUUUCUUAGUAGAAUGCUAGUUCACUUUUAUUUUUCUUGUAUCAGGAAGCUGCCCCGACUUCAGUAGAAAAACUGACUGCAAAUCGAAGUGUGUUUAGUAAGCAGAUGAAAAAUAAGUUCAUAUGAAUUUAGGGAUUUAUUUAAUAAAAUAUGUAAAAUAAUAUAAAUAUAGUAAUAGAAAUCCAGAUACAGUAACAAGGUUGUGUCUGCUUUAUUAUACUGGAGGAUUGUUGUUAUUCUUAAAAAAAAUAGUGAAAUAUGUAACAUGUAGUCAUAUAAGGGACAAGCGUCAGUAUAUUUUGAGUACUUUUUAACCUUGCUGGCAGGGAAUAAAAAUAGCUGAAUUCAAUAUGGAUGAGCCCCUAAGACAUAGUUUUUGUAAAAGCAAAGGGAAUGAUAAUGAUUUUUCUGGUCUGGAUGAAAAAAUUCUGAGGAACUCCACCUCUAACUUUUUUAUAUAGUUCUUGAUUGUAGAUAGCUACCCCAAAAUUAGACAAAAGUAUUUAAUUUGGGGAGGGGGGGCUGCUUUAUAAAAUACGUACAGUAGCCAAAAUAGAAAGGAAACCGUUGUUCACCUGUGUGAAUAUUAUGUUCGCAUUGGUUAGUUGAAUAACUCAAAAGAUCACACAUUUUUCUGAAAAUAUUUUAAACAGAUUUAUUUACAGGUUCAGAAGGCUAAUUCUAUUCAGAUUUUCAGAUUGCUCCAAGGAUAUGUUUUUCUAAGUUCUUGUGUUUAAACAGAACAAGUAGGUGCCAUUUCAUCUACAGAAUGUAAGUUAACCUUUGGGUGACAAGAUAGGCCUACACAUUUGUUCAUUAAUUAUUGUGGGCAGAACAGAAAUACGGAAAAAGUAAAAAUGGUUGUUAAAAUUAGAAUAUUGGGGGCAGAGAAUAUUGUAUGUAAGGGGCUUGCUAUCACAUGUACUGUACAUUCUUUGUUGUCCAGUUCUAAAGGUAGGCAUAUCAUCUUUUUAAUAAUUUACAGCUCUCCUUCAAAACUUUAAAGAGAUUUUAGAGGAGCCUUAUUUUUAUCCAGGUAAUAUUGUCUGUAAAAAAAGUAAUUGUUUUUUUUUAAAUCUAUUCUGUAUUUACUGGUAGUACCUGCACUAUACUACUGGACAAAUGCAAAAUGAAGUUGCUUAUUCUGGGUGGAUUCACACCAACUUUCCUAGUUUCAACAUAUCAUGUGUUACCGUUUUAUUCUAUUGAUAAGAAAUAGACCCUCUGUGUUGCACUUUUACAUAACUCAUUUUGUAAAGACUAUGUAAAAAUAUAUGUACAUGUAGAAGAGUUCUUUUUUCUCCUUUGUUAUGCUUAAAAGCUGACUGUAAAGCAUGUCAAACCUGUAAGUGCUGUGUAGAAAAAAUAAAUACUACUUGCUUGCA